AUGACUCUAGCACAAUCCACAUCCCCACUAGCUCCCAUCGGUGUUUCGGCGGCCCUCCAAGCAGCCCAGGAUAAAUCCCUCCAGCCAAAGCCAAAGAUCUUCGACGAAUUCGCACUUACAGACCGGGUAGGUAUCGUUUCGGGAGGCAACAGAGGUCUAGGACUCGAGAUGGCGUUAACUUUAUGUGAAGCUGGUGCUCGAGCGAUAUAUUGUUUUGAUCUCCCUACAACGCCGUCUGAGGAAUGGAAGAAGACGCGCGAGUUUGUGGAGAGGAUGGGUAAUGGGUCGAGGUUGGAAUACGUGAGCGUUGAUGUGCGAGAUCAGAAGGAGGUGUGGGCAAAGGGCCGAGAUAUCGGAGAUAAAGAGAAGAGGAUGGAUGUGUGUGUUGCGGCUGCUGGGAUUUUGAAGACACAUACGGAUUGUUUGGAGUACCCUGCUGAACAGUUUGAGGAUGUUAUGGAUGUGAAUACGAAUGGUGUGCUGUACACGGCCCAAGCUGCGGGGCAGCAAAUGGUUAGGUUUGGAAAUAGGGGGAGCAUCAUCUUGAUUGCCUCCAUGUCGGGGAGUAUCACGAACAGGGACCAUGCGUGGGUGUCAUACAAUACCAGCAAGUCGGCUGUGCUUCAAAUGGCCCGUAGCAUGGCUUGUGAACUUGGAAAGAAGGACAUUCGCGUCAACUCCCUUUCUCCUGGUCACAUUUACACCUCGAUGACCGCCGCAUACCUGGACAAGCAGCCCCACCUUCUAGACAAGUGGUCUGACUUGAACCCAAUGGGACGUAUAGGAAGGACUGACGAACUUCGAGGGGUUAUUGCUUGGCUGGCUAGUGAUGCGUCGAGUUUUUGUACGGGAAGCGACAUCAUUGUAAGUGGAGGACACCAUUCGUGGUAG
Laccaria bicolor S238N-H82 is the source of this 891-nucleotide messenger RNA. RefSeq lists its product as uncharacterized. NCBI's taxonomy places the organism in Eukaryota, Fungi, Basidiomycota, Agaricomycetes, Agaricales, Hydnangiaceae. The transcript has 5 exons. Gene Ontology annotation, molecular function: oxidoreductase activity, acting on NAD(P)H, oxygen as acceptor. The coding region runs from base 1 to 891 and encodes 296 amino acids. Gene Ontology annotation, cellular component: intracellular anatomical structure. The record is from RefSeq and is a predicted model, not a curated record.